AUCCUUCCUCGUGCGUGGUGUUUCAUAGUAGCGGGGAAGACAAGAUGGCGGAGGUGGUCUCGAAUGGAGAGAAACUCAGCAAAAAGAGCCGCGCAUCAUGUUGACGCUUGUCCGAGCAGCCAGGCAGCCUGUGUGCCAGGCCGUUGGGUUACGGGUGCAGAAGUUUGCGCCCCACGUUCGGCAAACGACGCCUUCGCUUAUUGAAGGAUGUCGCUGGAGAGGUGACAAAAGUGAGCUGAAGAGGCGCCUGAAAGCGGAGAAGAAGGCUGCAGAGAAGGAGGCCAAGAUCAAGGAGCAAGCACAGCAGAACAAGGCGGUGAACGACAAACAGCAGGAGCAUGUAGAUGGAGUGGACGAGGAGACUCUGGACCCCAAUCAAUACUUCAAGAUCCGCACCCAGGCCAUCCAGGCUCUGAAGGGAACCGCUGAAGACCCCUAUCCCCACAAGUUUCACGUGGACUUAUCACUUACUGAGUUCAUCGAGAAGUAUGAUCACCUACAGCCAGGGGAGCAGCUAUCAGAUACUGUCCUUAAUGUUUCAGGUCGUGUCCAUGCUAAGAGGGCCUCAGGGGCCAAACUGCUCUUUUAUGACCUGAGAGGAGAGGGGGUCAAACUGCAGGUUAUGGCAAACUCCAGGAAUUACAAAUCGGAGGACGACUUCAUUCAUAUUAACAAUAAACUGCGCCGUGGUGACAUCAUUGGUGUUCGUGGUAAUCCUGGGAAGACGAAGAAAGGCGAGCUGAGCAUCAUCCCCGUCGAGAUGACCCUGCUGUCUCCAUGUCUGCAUAUGCUUCCUCACCUGCAUUUCGGCCUGAAGGACAAGGAAACUCGGUAUCGUCAGCGGUAUUUGGACCUGAUCCUGAACGACUUUGUGAGGCAAAAGUUUGUGACCCGCGCCAAGAUCAUCACUUACCUGCGCAGCUUCUUGGACCAGCUCGGUUUCCUUGAGAUCGAGACUCCAAUGAUGAACCUGAUUCCCGGAGGCGCAGUGGCUCGACCUUUUAUCACCUACCACAACGAGCUGGAUAUGAACCUGUACAUGAGGAUCGCGCCCGAGCUUUACCACAAGAUGCUGGUGGUUGGAGGCAUCGACCGUGUCUAUGAAAUCGGUCGUCAGUUUAGAAACGAAGGCAUCGACCUCACUCACAACCCAGAGUUCACUACGUGUGAGUUUUAUAUGGCCUACGCGGACUACAAUGAUCUCAUGGAGAUCACGGAGAAGCUUCUCUCAGGAAUGGUGAAGCACAUCACAGGAGGUUAUAAGGUGACCUAUCACCCUGAUGGACCAGAAGGACAAAGCUAUGAAAUUGAUUUCACACCCCCUUUUAAGAGAAUCAGCAUGGCCCGUGACCUGGAAAAGGAGAUGGGAGUGAAAUUCCCACCCACUGACACUUACGAUUCUGAUGAAACCCGCAAGUUCUUCGAUGACUUGUGUACUCAGAAGGGAGUGGAGUGUCCGGCUCCAAGAACAACAGCUCGCCUCCUGGAUAAGUUGGUGGGAGAUUUCCUCGAGGUGAAAUGCAUCAACCCGACAUUCAUUUGUGACCACCCUCAGAUCAUGAGCCCACUGGCAAAAUGGCACAGAUCGCUGAAAGGGCUGACGGAGCGCUUCGAGCUCUUCGUCAUGAAGAAAGAAAUCUGUAAUGCCUACACGGAGUUGAACGACCCAGUCAAGCAGCGCGAGCUCUUUGAGCAGCAGGCUAAGGCGAAGGCAGAAGGUGAUGAUGAGGCCAUGUUUAUAGAUGAAACAUUCUGCACGGCAUUGGAGUACGGUCUUCCACCCACUGCAGGCUGGGGCAUGGGCAUCGACCGCGUCACCAUGUUCCUCACAGACUCCAAUAACAUCAAGGAAGUCCUUCUGUUCCCUGCCAUGAAGCCUGAGGACAAUAAACCUGCCCCUUCAGCAGAGGGCACUUCUGUUUAACGCUGACCCGUGGUGCCGCCUGAUCAGGAAUCAGUGACGUGGUGGAGAGUGACGAGAGAUGAUUGAUUAGCACUGGGGUUCAUCUUUCUUCCUGACUGCAGAAUACUGUUAAAGAUCCGUGUUUAUGUCCCAAAGGACUUGACAUUGCAGUAAAAGGGAAUCAAUGUUUUUUUACUCAGUUAGGUCGAGACUGUGACCCCUCCUUUUUUUUAAACUGCUCCUUUUGUCCAUUGUCGGUUCACAUCAGGUUCUUUUCUUACCCUGCAGCAAUCAAGAUGAUGAAGAUUCAAAUUCAGCCAUAUUUUUCUGUAAUAAUGGUUUUAAUAUCCCCAGUCCUCUGUAUUUUUAGUGAUCACCAUCUGGCCAAGGGAAUAAAAUUUCAUGUGCUUGAUGAAA
This is a messenger RNA of Neoarius graeffei (lesser salmon catfish), 2320 nucleotides long. RefSeq names its product lysyl-tRNA synthetase 1 (gene kars1). NCBI's taxonomy places the organism in Eukaryota, Metazoa, Chordata, Actinopteri, Siluriformes, Ariidae. Gene Ontology annotation, biological process: lysyl-tRNA aminoacylation; diadenosine tetraphosphate biosynthetic process; basophil activation involved in immune response. Bases 98 to 1924 code for a protein of 608 amino acids. Gene Ontology annotation, cellular component: aminoacyl-tRNA synthetase multienzyme complex; nucleus; cytoplasm. The record is from RefSeq and is a predicted model, not a curated record. The transcript is spliced from 15 exons. Gene Ontology annotation, molecular function: ATP binding; lysine-tRNA ligase activity; tRNA binding.